Salvelinus sp. IW2-2015 is the source of this 1263-nucleotide messenger RNA. NCBI's taxonomy places the organism in Eukaryota, Metazoa, Chordata, Actinopteri, Salmoniformes, Salmonidae. The record is from RefSeq and is a predicted model, not a curated record.
GUCACAGGGACGGUGCAAUGCCAGGGCGAGCAGAUCAAAGUCUACCAGAAGUCCCAGAAAGACCUGGAGGAUUCCCUCCUUCAGAAGGACCACAACGUUCUAUCUGACCUGCUAGGAGACCUGGAGGCCUGCGAUGACCUGAAAGGUGGAGUUGUUGCUAACGGGGUAGCCUCUAACGACAAGCAGACCAUCAUCCAAAACCGCCACAGAACCAAGAAGUGUGUCAACUCUUCCACUAACUGUUGGAAGAACUUUCCACAGGUCCAGACCACUCUGUCUGAUGUGGAGGAAGAGCGCGAUCGCUUCAUGACCAAGCUGCUGAACGAAGAGAAGUCCAGGAAAGAGCUGGAAGAGCAAUUUCAGAAGCUGGAGCAUGACAUCUUGUUGGUGAAAAGUGACAAGAACCACCUGGAGAACCAGUACAAGACCCUGCAGCAGAAGAAUGACAUCAUGACAGAGAUGUACCAGCAGAAGGAGAACACUUUGCAGCAUUUGAUUUCAUUUGUGUGUCGGAAGCUGACCAAGGAGGAGUUUGAGCGCCCCAACAAGGAAGACCGGCUGACGGAGAUGGACGGCAAGGCCCUAGAGGAGGAGGUCAAGGUGUGUAGGCAGCGCGUUAUGGAGAUCCAGGACGAGCUGAAAUGGACCGAGAAGUUCUACAAAGCUCAGAUCAUUGAGCAGGAGCAGAAAUCUCACGAGAACUGGGUGAUUGCACGCGCGCCAGAGCGAGCUCUGUUCGACGAGAAGAAGGAAACAACUAACAUUCGUAACUUACUGACUGACAUGUCCAGCAAGCUGAAUGAGCUCCGUAGGCCUCUGUUCAAGCCCACCCCUGGGAUGKCUCCCAUGCCUCUCCGACGAAGUAAGAACCAAUCCUCAGUUCACGUUAUUUAGUACUGGCACGUCUGGGGUGCAUUCAGUAAGGCAAAAUCGUCAGAACAUAACUUGCAGAUAGAAAUGAAAUGAGGACAGAGAAUCAUAUUUAUAUCUGAACGUUCUGUAACGUUCCUGACCAUUUCUAUUGUCUUGUCGGUUGGAUAUCAUCUGUGACUGCGUUUCAAAUUAGAUCUUGGACUUUUUGACUGCCUGAUACCUCAUCUGCUGUUUGACGUCCACCCUCUGAAAUGCAUGUUUUCCUGGGGUUUUGAUUUGAAUUCCUUGUAGCUGGUCCAAUGUGGAGAGACUGAGAGUGGUAUUCGCCUGAGUGUUUUGUUGUUAAAUGGUUUUGCUAAACAGGUGAUUCGUACGGGCCCUCACCUGUGA